ACAUGCUCGAGGACACCCAUUCUCGACGGAAAUUCUAGCCGCACCGCUGCCUGCUGGUUUCCGGGAGAUAAAUCUGAUUUUUUAUGGGUCGAGCGACCCGUCGAGGCAUGUGAGGGCAUUCGAAAACAUGUCCGUCUUGCACGGGUAUUCGGAUCUGGUCAGUUGCAGGGCUUUUUUAUCGACCUUACGAGGAGGCGCGCUCGAUUGGUUCCACCAAUUAGCUCCCAGUUCGAUCAGAGACUUUGAAGAUUUCGCAGGACAACUUACUAAUCAAUAUUCAAGUGCGGUCGCCCAGGAGAAGACAUACCUCACUCUGAUGGCGAUGCGACAAGGCGAGAAAGAGUCCCUGCAGAAAUAUGUUGCUCGAUACAAUCAGAUGUGUUUAGAGGUGCCCACAGCGGGCGACGAGAGCUCCCCAAAAGGAGGCUCAUCUAAGAAGCUGUUGCCCAGAAGGCAAGGACGACCUCGGCUACCAAAUGGUCAAAGAUAUAACAACUUCACUUCUAUCAACGCCCAGGAGGGCGAAGUUUUGGCCGCCAUCGAGGAGAAGCUUGAGAGCAGGGAGGUCACGUGGCCGGCAACGAGGUUCGAAGGACCAACCAAACCCAGGUCGAAUAAAUACUGUAGAUUCCAUAGGGAUUAUGGACAUAACACGGAGGAUUGUAGGCACUUGAAAGACGAAAUCGAGCGUCUCAUACAGGGGGGACACUUGAAAGAUUUUGUUAUCCGUGAUCGACCGCGAGGUAAGGAGAGAAGAAGGUGUAGGGAGGAUUCAGUGGCAAGGAGUGAUAGGGAUGAGGAUAGGGAAGACGACGCUAGAAGAGAGAGGAGGAGGCGACAGGAUGAUGGUCGAGAGAACCCGAGAGGGGAAGUGCCCGCGAAGAGGGGCACAAUUUAUAUGAUCUCAGAAGGGCCCACGGAUGGAGAUUCCAACAAUGCACAAAAGAGGCAUGUGCGAGCUGCGAAGCGCAAAAGGGAAGAGGUCAGGAUAACUGGUCGAAUGUCGGUGAUCAGCUUUCGGGCAGAAGAUGCAGAGGGGGUCUUGCUACCCCAUAAUGACGCACUGGUCAUCACGGCAGAGGUAGCAGGUUUCGACGUAAAGAGGGUGUUCAUUGACACGGGAAGCUCGGUUGAUGUGAUGUUCUAUGAUUACUUCCCGCAGAUCAACAAACAUUUGAAUCUGGAGCUGAAACCG
Molecule: messenger RNA, 1195 nt
Organism: Striga hermonthica
Lineage: Eukaryota; Viridiplantae; Streptophyta; Magnoliopsida; Lamiales; Orobanchaceae
Source: the annotation of a GenBank genome assembly